Anneissia japonica is the source of this 1477-nucleotide messenger RNA. RefSeq lists its product as uncharacterized. Gene Ontology annotation, biological process: lipoprotein metabolic process; lipid transport. Gene Ontology annotation, molecular function: lipid binding. The record is from RefSeq and is a predicted model, not a curated record. Lineage: Eukaryota; Metazoa; Echinodermata; Crinoidea; Comatulida; Comatulidae. The transcript has 6 exons. Gene Ontology annotation, cellular component: extracellular region; membrane. The coding region runs from base 108 to 1439 and encodes 443 amino acids.
GGCUACUGUUUAUUAGGAGAGAUGCUGGGCAGAAAAUAUUAACUUAGAAUACUGCUUUUAAAUUUGUCGAUUUCACAAGACAGACAAGUGUAUAACCUAUACGAACCAUGCAAGAACAAGAGGUACUUUUGGAAGAAAGUAGAUCAAUUAAAACUGGGAUCAACCUCUGGAAGCCCAAGAUAUCAGAGUUAAUCCUUGAACUUGUUGCAGCAGGUGGUGGCAAUGAAGACGAGGUGGAGAAAGUCAGAGCCUGGUUAAAGGAUCCUGAUGCGAUUCCUACAAAAGCCUAUACAAUUGCAAUGUCCACAGUAACCUUGGUUGAUUUUGUAAUUAGUGACGACAACAAAUCAACUUGCAAGAUGUGUUUUGGUAAAUUCAAAGAACACAUUCCAUUUCUGCCCAUUAUCAAAAUGUUAAUCAUCCGAGAAGUGGACGAGUCUGAGAAAGAGAGGAUUGCAGGAAGGUACAUAAGGGAGCUCUUGAAGGAUGCAACAUAUAAGGAUAAUCUGGAAGAAGUUUACAAUAAAUGGGAAAAAGCAAGGAUAGAUACAAUUCAAAAAUUGAGAGAAAUUGCAGAUGAGAUGGACAAAGACAGAAAGGGUACUAACAUCGCCAAAGUAGUUGGUUCUUCAGUGUCCGUCGUAGGAGCUGCAUUUGUUAUAGGAGCAACGGUAGCAGCGGCAUUAAUCCCUGGUGGUCUUCUUUUGGAAGGAGCAAUUGUAGCUGGUGGUUCUGCGUUCGGUGUAGCAGGAGGAGCAACAAAUAUUGGAGCAUCAUUUGCUGCAAAUAAAUUGAUGAAAAGAGCCGAAGCAAAAUCUGAGGCAUAUUUAAAAAGUCAAGCGAAGACCACUGACGAUUUAAUAAAUCUACUGGAUGAAUACAAGAAAGAAACGAAGAUCCAUUUGGAGACAGCUAAAAUGUUCGACGACGUCUUAAUGCAUUUUAAACAGCUACACAAGGACAGAGUGGAAGUAACUAUUGUAAUAGGGGAUUCUGUCGAAGAAGUGUUCGGGUACGCCAAGUCAUUUGUAAAAGUAACAAAGUUGGUUAGGGAAAAGAAAAAAAGCCUCGAAAAGUAUGCGUCUGGAGGAAAGGAAUUAAUUAGAGGCAUUGGUGCCACAAUGAGAACAAAAGCAGCUGUUAGUAUGGUCGAUGAUGCUUUAGCAUAUUCUGCUCAAAUAAUUAAAAACGGCACUAGAGUCGUUGGCGUAGUUGCUGGUGCAGCUGUAAUUGCGAUUGAUAUAUACAGUAUUGUUAAAACAUCUAUCGAAAUGCAUAAAGGUUCACUUGACAAGGCCGCUAAAAACAUCAGGGAAGCUGCUAACGAACUGGAAAGCAGGGCGCUGCCUGAACUGAAGGAUCUGAUCAUUCAGGUGAGACUGGAAGCUGCGGAAGAAAGUGGAAUACCAAAAAUCACUGCUGAAAACGAAACGAAAUAGGCCUAAUCAAUUUUUCUAAUCCGAUCCAGUGAAUUCCA